Messenger RNA from Epithele typhae, 1563 nucleotides. Its product is annotated as general substrate transporter. The coding region runs from base 1 to 1563 and encodes 520 amino acids. Gene Ontology annotation, biological process: transmembrane transport; carbohydrate transport. The transcript is spliced from 8 exons. Gene Ontology annotation, cellular component: membrane. The record is from RefSeq and is a predicted model, not a curated record. NCBI's taxonomy places the organism in Eukaryota, Fungi, Basidiomycota, Agaricomycetes, Polyporales, Epitheliaceae. Gene Ontology annotation, molecular function: carbohydrate:proton symporter activity.
AUGGCUGUCGGUCCCGCUGCCACCUCCAGUGCCGCCCAGGGCUUCAUGCACCUGGUCGACCCCAACAGGAAGUGGUACAACAACAAGAGAAUCAUCGCCCUCAAUGGCUGGCUCGUCCUCCUCCUCAUCACCUCCUCCGGCAACGGUUUCGACGGCAGUCUCAUGAACAGUCUCCAGUCCAUGUACCAGUGGAAGGGCUUCUUCAACGACCCCCAAGGUGGCACUCUCGGUCUCCUCAACGCUAUCCAGAACAUCGGCGCCCUUGGCGGCUACCCAUUCGCGCCCUACCUUUCUGACGGCCUUGGUCGCAGACCCACCGUCUGGAUUGGCGCGGUAUGCAUGAUCGCAGGUGUUGCCCUCCAGACUGCGUGCCAGAACAUCAACCAGUUCAUUGGUGCUCGUUUCCUCAUCGGCUUCGGUCUCAGUAUUGCGAGCAACGCCGCGCCCAUGCUGGUCACCGAGAUGUCGUACCCCGUCUACCGUCCGCAACUCUCGGCACUCUACAACACCCUCUGGUAUUCUGGGAACAUUGUCGCGUCCUGGACUUCUUUCGGCACUGCGCGGAUCAACAACGACUGGUCUUGGCGUAUCCCUUCCCUGCUCCAGGCCAUCCCCGCCCUCUUCCAGUUCUUCCUCAUCUGGUUCGUUCCGGAGUCCCCGCGUUUCCUCAUAAGCAAGGGCAAGGAGACCCAGGCGCUCAAGACGCUCGCAUACUACCACGCCGAUGGCGACGAGCAGGACCCGCUCGUCCAGUACGAGUUCGAGGAGAUCAAGGCCGCCAUCGCCCUCGACAGGGAGUCGUCCCGCAAUGUCGGCUGGAAGGCGCUCGUCGCCACCCGCGGCAACCGCAAGCGCAUUGCCAUCAUCAUUGCCAUCGCCUGGUUCUCGCAGUGGUCCGGCAACGGCCUCGUGUCCUACUACCUCAAUCAGGUGUUCAACACGAUCGGCAUCACCAACACCGACACCCAGCUGCUCAUCACCGGCAUUCUCGCCAUCUGGAACCUCUGCUGGGCCGUCUUCGCGUCCUUCCAGGUCGACCGCUGGGGCCGUCGCUUCCUCUUCCUCACCUCCGCCAUCGGCAUGUGCGUGUUCUUCACGCUCCAGACCAUCUGCUCGGCGCAGUACGCGCUCCACGGAAACCAGGCAGCGGCGCACGCGGUCAUUGCGUUCAUCUUCCUGUUCUACGCGUUCUAUGACCUUGCGUUCACGCCCCUCAUCGUCUCCUAUACGCUCGAGAUCCUGCCGUACUCGCUCCGUGCCAAGGGCUUCAACGUCUUCAACUUCACGAUCUCCGUCGCCCUCAUCUUCAACCAGUACGUCAACCCGAUCGCCCUUAAGGCUAUCGCCUGGAAGUACUACAUCGUGUACUGCGUCUGGCUCGCGUUCGAGGUCGUCAUCCUCUACUUCUUCAUCGUCGAGACCAAGAACCGCACCCUCGAGGAGACCGCCGCGCUGUUCGACGGCGAGGAGCUCGACAAGCUCCACCAGGCCACCGCCAAGGUCGCCGAGAUCCGCCACGAAGACUACGACGAAAAGUCCUCGGACGCGGCCGCGCACGUCUAA